GUCAUGUCGGUUGCGUGUUGAUAUUUUCUUUCCGGACGUCUGUUGUCGAUUACCGCUAAAAAAAAUUAACAUUUCGAACUAAAUUACUAUAAUAUAUACUAUAAUAUAUUAUAUUCUACUAACUGUUAUUCUGUUCAUAAACUUUUCUAUACCUAAUGGUUUUAUUGUCCGAUUAUAAAGUUCUUCAUAAACUGCAUCAAACUUCUGAGUAAACCUCAGUGAUUGGCCUCCAAUCACAAGCUGCUUUGAACGAAGGAUAAACCAUGGCUGGUGACAAGAAGCGCCGUUCGCGGUCUCGAGAACGAAUCGAAAUGGAUCGCGGUGGAGGCGGCAGAGAUCGGUACCGGGACCAGCGGGAACGCGAGUAUGAACGAGAUAUGAGGGAGCGCGAUCGGGACCGGGAUCGUGAGCGUGAAAUUCGGGAACGGGAGCGCGAUCGAGAUCGCGACAGAGAACGGGAACGUGCACUGGCCAUGGCCAGGAGAAGGUCUCGUUCGCGUGAGAGGGAGCGUGAGCGUGACGAGAAGAAGCGUAAGGACGAAAAGGAAAAAAGGGACGAUGAUGUCGAAGAGGUGAAGAUUGAGGUUCCAAAGAAGGAGGAAAAAAGUAAGAAGGAACCGCUCUCGCUGGAAGAGCUGCUUGCGAAAAAGAAAGCUGAAGAGGAUGCCAGGAGUAAACCAGUUUUUAUAACAAAAGAGCAGAGAGCGGCUGAAGCAUUGAAGAGGCGGCAGGAGGAAGUUGCUGCAAUGAGGGCAGGUGCUUCGACUAGUGUUCCCAAGUUUGGAGAUGUUCCGGUGACCACUUUAUUAAACAGAGAAAAGAAGGACCCAUUGGAGAAGUAUGACAGAAGGGAGCGCGAAAGGGAACGAGAACGAGAAAGAGGUAGAGAUAGGGAAAGAGACAGAGAUGGAAAGGAUAAGGAUCGGGAUGAGGAUAAACGGCGUUCAACAACGGAAGACACAACUGUUAAGGAUAAAGAGAAGGAACAGGAAGCCAUCCGAGAGCGGUAUUUGGGAAUUAUUAAAAAGAAGAGGAGAGUGAGACGAUUGAACGACAGGAAGUUUGUCUUUGACUGGGAUGCAGCCGAGGACACAUCCAUUGAUUAUAACAAUCUAUACAAAGAACGUCAUCAUGUCCAGUUCUUCGGUCGGGGUAAUAUUGCAGGAAUUGAUAUCAAAGAUCAGAAGCGAAAGCAAAGUAAGUUUUAUGGAGAUCUGUUGGAGAAACGUCGAACGGACGCCGAAAAGGAACAGGAAAAGGUUCGUCUAAAGAAGGUAAAGAAGAAAGAGGAUAAACAAAAAUGGGACGAUCGUCAUUGGUCUGAAAAAGACUGCGAUGAGAUGACCGAACGUGAUUGGCGUAUUUUCCGAGAGGAUUACAAUAUUACAAUAAAGGGUGGUAAAAUUCCCAAUCCCUUCAGAAGCUGGAGCGAAACUGGGUUCCCCAAAGAAAUUUUGGAUAUCAUCGACAAAGUUGGAUACAAAGAACCCACCCCUAUUCAGAGGCAGGCCAUUCCUAUUGGUCUACAAAACAGAGACAUUAUUGGUAUUGCUGAAACUGGUUCCGGUAAGACUCUGGCGUUCUUGAUUCCUCUUCUAACGUGGAUCCAGUCACUUCCAAAAAUCGAUCGUCUGGAAACUGCGGACCAAGGCCCGUAUGCAAUUAUUUUGGCGCCUACUCGAGAAUUGGCUCAGCAGAUCGAAGAAGAAACUCAGAAAUUCGGUCAACCCUUAGGCAUACGAACGGUCGUCGUUGUCGGUGGUUUAUCCCGUGAAGAACAGGGCUUCCGACUUCGACUUGGUUGCGAAAUUGUUAUCGCUACUCCCGGUCGUUUGAUCGACGUCUUGGAGAAUCGUUAUCUGGUGCUGAAUCAAUGUACAUACAUUGUUCUGGACGAAGCCGAUCGUAUGAUUGACAUGGGUUUCGAACCGGACGUACAGAAAAUUCUCGAAUACAUGCCCGUGACCAACCUGAAACCUGACACCGAAGAAGCUGAAGAUGCCUCCAAGCUGAUGGAAAACUUCAACACCAAGAAAAAGUAUCGCCAAACUGUCAUGUUCACAGCUACUAUGCCUCCGGCAGUAGAACGACUCGCACGGACAUAUCUCCGUCGUCCGGCCACGGUCUACAUCGGUUCUGUUGGUAAACCGACCGAGAGAACCGAACAGAUUGUCCACAUCAUGACCGAAAACGAGAAGCGGAAGAAGCUUAUGGAGAUUCUGUCCCGCGGAGUCGAACCUCCGUGUAUCAUCUUCGUCAACCAGAAGAAGGGAGCGGACGUGCUGGCCAAGGGCCUGGAAAAACUCGGUUACAACGCUUGUACCCUGCACGGUGGCAAAGGUCAGGAACAGCGAGAGUAUGCCCUUGCGUCGCUCAAAAACGGAUCAAAGGAUAUUCUUGUCGCUACGGACGUGGCUGGUCGUGGUAUCGACAUCAAGGACGUCUCGCUGGUCAUCAACUACGAUAUGGCUAAGUCGAUCGAGGAUUACACGCAUCGUAUCGGUCGAACGGGUCGUGCCGGAAAGACUGGAUGCGCCAUUUCGUUCUGUACCAAGGACGACAGCCAUCUGUUCUACGACUUGAAGCAAAUAGUUGUGGCCAGUCCGGUGUCCGUGUGUCCGCCAGAGCUGAUGAACCAUCCGGAUGCGCAGCAUAAGCCGGGAACGGUGGUCACGAAGAAGCGACGGGAGGAGAAGAUUUUCGCGUAGAUAUUAGUUGGAUUUAUAAAUGGUAAAUAUUACACUUUAUUCACAACUAUAAAAUUUUCGUUUAACACGACCAGCAAGAGCUGGAAAUGUGUUGAAGUAUGAA
Armigeres subalbatus is the source of this 2811-nucleotide messenger RNA. Its product is annotated as probable ATP-dependent RNA helicase DDX23. Gene Ontology annotation, biological process: mRNA splicing, via spliceosome. Gene Ontology annotation, cellular component: catalytic step 2 spliceosome. The record is from RefSeq and is a predicted model, not a curated record. The transcript has 2 exons. Lineage: Eukaryota; Metazoa; Arthropoda; Insecta; Diptera; Culicidae. Bases 264 to 2708 code for a protein of 814 amino acids. Gene Ontology annotation, molecular function: RNA helicase activity; RNA binding; ATP binding.